Messenger RNA from Prunus dulcis (almond), 2172 nucleotides. RefSeq names its product protein CHUP1, chloroplastic. Bases 195 to 2021 code for a protein of 608 amino acids. The transcript has 6 exons. Gene Ontology annotation, cellular component: chloroplast outer membrane. The record is from RefSeq and is a predicted model, not a curated record. NCBI's taxonomy places the organism in Eukaryota, Viridiplantae, Streptophyta, Magnoliopsida, Rosales, Rosaceae. Gene Ontology annotation, biological process: chloroplast organization.
GUCGCAAACUUCAAGCUCGACAGAGAGAGCUUCACUCACUUUCUCCAACACAGAGACAGACACACACAGACAGGGACGUCUUUGUAAGCCUUCGCUCUAUAGAGGAUUGCAAACAAGAGGACUUGAGAAUCACAGACCCCAAUCCCAGAGGAGAGACAGACCCGAGGUUAGUGAGAGAGAAAGAGCGUUUUGCAAUGGUAGCUGGGAAGGUGAGGGCGGCAAUGGGGCUGCAAAAAUCGCCAUCAAAUGCGAAACCGGAGACUCCUUCGAAGUCGCCGUCGCCGUCGGUAAGCUCCGGUAAGGUCUCGCAGAAGGCGGUGUUCUCGCGCUCAUUUGGCGUGUACUUCCCACGCUCCUCCGCACAGGUCCAGCCCAAGCCGCCGGACGUGACGGAGCUUCUCCGCCUGGUCGAAGAGCUCCGGGAGCGAGAGUCGAGGUUGAAGACGGAGCUUCUCGAGAACAAGCUCUUGAGAGAGUCCGUCGCCAUUGUCCCUGUUUUGGAAAACGAGAUCCUCAACAAGAGCGAAGACAUUGAGCGAGCUUCGAAGCAAAUGGAGGCCUUGGAGGCCGAGAACGAGAGGUUGAGAAAUCAGGUGGAGGAAGUGAAGUUGAUGUUAGAGGAAGAGAGGAGGGAGAGCGAGAAAAAAGUGAAGGCAAUGGAGGCUGAGAUUUCGGAGUUGAAGAAAACGGCGUCGGAUCGUAGCAAAGCGGAGAUAAACUUGGAGAGCGACGAGCUUUCGUCGUCGCAGAGAUUCCAGGGGCUCAUGGAGGUCACCGGAAGGUCCAAUCUCAUAAAAAACUUAAAGAAGGGAGCCAAAUGCGCGGACGUUCAUGCAAAUAAGGAGAGUCAGAAGCUAGAGCGCUCAGAUUCGAAGAGGGAGGAAGCAGAAACGGAGAGACCGAGACACUCGAGGUGUAACUCGGAGGAACUCGCCGAGUCGACUCUGUCUACUAUCAGAUCUCGCAUUCCUAGGGUUCCUAAACCGCCUCCAAGACCAUCCACAUCCAACGGCGAGAACAAGGCCUCAACAGAACAAGCGGUUACAUUUCCACCACCUCCGCCACCGCCAACGAGCCAGGCGAAGUCGGUACCUCCACCGCCACCUCCGCCGUCAAGAGCGGCGCCGCCUCCGCCUCCCCCGCCUCCUAAAGGGAGAAGGCCGGCCCCUGCGAAGGUGAGGCGAGUGCCGGAGGUUGUGGAGUUUUACCAUUCUCUGAUGAGAAGAGACUCUCGCAGAGACUCCGGCAGUGGUGGCUCCGACGUGCCGGCAACCGCAAAUGCCCGUGACAUGAUCGGCGAGAUCGAGAACCGUUCGGCUUACUUGCUCGCGAUAAAAACGGAUGUAGAAACGCAAGGAGAUUUCAUAAGGUUUUUGAUAAAGGAAGUUGAGAAUGCAGCGUUUACAGACAUCAAGGAUGUGGUGCCUUUUGUCAAAUGGCUGGACGAUGAGCUCUCAUAUUUGGUGGAUGAAAGAGCUGUGCUGAAGCACUUCGACUGGCCAGAGCAGAAAGCCGAUGCUCUGCGCGAGGCUGCAUUUGGCUACUGUGAUCUCAAGAAGCUUGAAACCGAGGCCUCGUCGUUUCCCGACGAUUCUCGCCAUCCCUGUGGUCCGACCCUCAAGAAGAUGCAGGCUUUGCUGGAAAAAUUGGAGCAUGGUGUUUACAAUCUUUCACGGAUCAGAGAAUCCGCCACUCAAAGAUACAAGGUUUUCCAAAUCCCUACCAAUUGGAUGCUCGAUACUGAAUUCGUAAGCCAGAUCAAGCUGGCAUCCGUGAAAUUGGCAAUGAAGUACAUGAAAAGAGUCUCUGCUGAGCUUGAAAUAGUAGGAGGUGGCCCCGAAGAAGAAGAGCUGAUAGUUCAAGGUGUUCGAUUUGCCUUCCGUGUACAUCAGUUUGCCGGGGGUUUCGAUGCAGAAACGAUGAGAGCAUUCCAGGUGUUGAGAGAUAAAGUCAGGUCAUGCCAUGUACAAUGCCACAACCAGCAACAGCAAAAAAUUGUAUGCAGAUCUACACCAUGCUAACAAUCAUCCAUCUGUAGCAAGCUCAGCUUCAGAAAAUUGCUCUGAGGGUUUUUGUUGUAAAGGGAGGACAGAAACAUUGUGUUUGUGAAUACAAUGGCGGUAGCGCCAUAUGCGCCUGCAUUCAUAAUUUUAUUCAUAUUAUUAUUACUCA